AUGCCUCCACACGACUUAGGAGGUCCUUCAGGAGGAAAUAUUCCAUCUACUGGUGCACCGCAUGAGCCGAAACACCCGAUAUACAACAUAGUACCCACCGAUCCUGAUCACUGGCCACAAGCGAAAGAUGGCAAUCCGAACCCUCUGGCUCCCGAGGUGCGAGCUGCAGUGGGAGCUCUUCGAAGGGUCGGUGCGAGCUUGGGAUGGACCGACGACCGAGGCAAUCCGCCGACCGACGUCUUGGACUGCCUUCAAAACGCCUUCAGCUUUCAGUCUGGUAACGUUAUCAACCAGAGGGAGCAUCUGGUUCUUCUGCUAGCCAACACUCAGAUGCGAAUUCGGCCGUUGGAUCCCCUUGAAGCGGAGCCUCUGCUUGACCCGAACGUGAUCACGCUGGUGUGCGACCAGCUGUUGAGCAACUACAAGUCCUGGUGCACAUACGUUGGCAAGAAAACUAGCAUCAUUGACGACUCGGCUCUGGUUGGUCGCAAGAGGACAUCCCCCCCUACGGGCAGCACCGAUAUAGUCUAUUGCUCCCUCUUCCUGCUCAUAUGGGGCGAGGCAGCCAACGUCCGCUUCCUCCCGGAGUGCCUCUGCUACAUUUUCCACCAUCUCGCAACAGAGACGAACGAGCUGAUGACCCAGUCCGCCAGGGCUCUUUCUCGCGACCGCAGCAUUCCCAGCCAGCCGUACGGGUUCCUCAACACCAUCAUUCAGCCGCUCUACAAUGCGAUUAAAGGAGAGGCGGACAGCAAUGUGGGUGGCAAGCUGCCGCACGCCAAGUGGCGCAACUACGACGACUUCAACGAGUUCUUCUGGUCGCCACGCUGCUUCGACCGCCUCUCGUGGCCGCCCAACCAGUCUGCUGUCUUCUUCAUCCCCCCGAACAAGACGGGCCACGAGGGUGGCAAGACGGGCUUUGUGGAGCAGCGCACCAUCCUCAACAUGUUCCGCAGCUUCGACCGCGUCUGGAUUCUCCUCAUCUUCGCCUUCCAGCUGAUGUUCAUCACGGCAUGGAAGGCGGAGGACAGCAACCCCUUCACGUACUUGGCCGGAGACAGAGAUACUGUGGCGCUGCUGCUCACCUGUUUCAUCACAUGGGCCGGCAUCAAUCUCUUCCUUGCUCUGGCGGACAUGGUGAUGGAGUGGCGUCUCAUCCGCCCUUCCAACAUGCGCUUCAACGUCCGCCUGUUGCUGCGCCUCCUCGUUGCCAUCGCUUGGUGCAUCGUCUUCACCACCCUCUACCUCAUAAUGUGGAAUGCACGCAAGGCAGCCACCUACUGGUCGCCCACAGCCAACACAGCUCUGUUCACGUUCCUCAUAGCAGCGCUCGUCUUCAUGACCCCGCACCUGCUGGGCAUCCUGCUCUUCCUCACGCCUGAAAUCAGCCGCCGCGUGGAGGCCUCCAGCUCCUCCUUCAUCCGCAUGCUCGUCACCUGCCUCGAGGAUGACAACUUUGUGGGAAGGGGAAUGCGUGAAGACACAUGGGAUUCCAUCAAGUACUCCAUCUUCUGGCUCCUCCUCCUCGCUGGGAAGUUCGCCUUCAGCUACUUCCUCUUGAUCCGGCCUAUGGUGGAGCCCACCAAGGCGCUGCUCAACACAACCAUCCACUACACCUGGCCGGAGCUCUACAAAUCAGGCAAUUACGUCGCUGUCUUCUGGCUCUGGGCACCAGUUGGUGUGAUUUACAUCAUGGAUCUUCAGAUAUUCUACGCCAUUUUCUCCUCGGUUGUGGGCUACAUCAUGGGUGUCUUUGCUCAUAUCGGGGAGGUGAGCCACGUGAAGCUGCUCACGCUGCGCUUCCGCUUCCUGCCCCGCGCCAUGCACCUCAACCUGCUGCCGCCCUCCACCAACGCCCAACGCCGCGGUGGCAUGCGCAGCGCCAUGGCGCGCAUGUGGAACCGCAUGGUCAUGACCUACGGGCUCGUCUCGCCAGACUCCUGGGAGACGGACGAGCGGUGGGUGGUGCUGUGGAACAGCGUCAUUGAAAGCUUCAGAGAGGAGGACCUGCUGUCUGACGCCGAGUUGAAUCUCCUCUCUAUCCCCGAGGCCUACACCACGGCCACUGUCUCCCGCUGGCCCAUUGUGCUGCUGGCCGAUCAGGUGGUGAAGGCCACGACCAUCGCUGGCAGGUGGAAGAACUCCUCCUCGUCCCUCUGGCGCCGCCUCUGCUCCUCCGACUUCUGCCGCUGCGCCGUGCUCGAAACCUUCGCCCUCUUCCGCCUUUUGCUCUCCCACCUGCUCAUCGCCGGCACGCCAGAGCACCGCAUGGUGCAGCAGCUGCUGGCGGAGAUCGACGGUGCAGCAAGUGGCGCAGCAGGGGAGGCGCACACAGACAGGGACUUUGUGGACGACUUCAACCUGAGGAAGCUGCCCGCCGUGCAGGCCAAGCUGGUUGCUCUCACAGCGUUCCUUCUUGGGGGCCCUACGGAGGAAGAGCUUCCCAAGGCCAUCAUGCUGGUGCAGAACCUGCACGAGGUUGCCGUGAGAGAUUUCUGGAGCGCCGGCAACUACUCUCUCCUGCUCUCCAAGGGCGUCAUCCCGCGCUCCACCCCCCCUGCCUCGCCGCUCUACGUGGGCGCCAUCCGCAUGCCCGACCCCUCCGAUCCCACCUACUUCGCCCCGCUGCAGCGCCUGCACUCCCUGCUCACCUGCCAGAACGCCAUGGCUACCAUCCCUGCGAAUCCCGAGGCCAGGAGGAGGGUUACGUUCUUCUGCAACUCGCUGUUCAUGGCCAUGCCGCCCGCGCCGUCGGUGCAGCGCAUGCGGUCGUUCUGUGUGAUGACGCCGUAUUACAACGAGUCGGUGAUGUACUCACCGGAUGAGCUCAGGCGGCCCAACGAGGACGGCAUUUCUCUUCUCUACUACCUCCAGAACAUCUUCCCGGAGUCCCUCAAGAAAUCGGAGGCACAACUCUGCUUGAUAACAGCUUCUCUGCUGCCUUCUAUUCCUGCAGACGAGUGGAAGAACCUGGAGGAACGGCUGGGGGUGCGAGGCAGGGAGGUGUGGGAGUUUGACGAUGGGGCUGAGGUGUGCCGAUGGGCCUCCUACCGCGGACAGACCCUCGCUCGCACCGUGCGCGGCAUCAUGUACUACCACAGGGCACUGGACCUGCUCUCCUACUUCGACACUGACCCAGACGCCCCUCCCUCCCAAGGCCGUGAGCUUCAUUCCAAGCCCCAACCCACCGCCGCCCCUCCCGCCGAAGAAUUGUCCGCUGCCGCUGCCGCCGCCGCCGCCGUCGCCUCCGCCUUUGGUGGCAGCGGGAGGAUGCCAGACGCGGGGUGGGAUUCCCAAGGUUCGGUGGAGCACAUACGGGAGCAGAUCUCGCAGCAUCUGGGGCAGCAGCGGGAGUACGACCCCCAGUUUUCUCUCGCCGACGUGAAGUUCACGUAUGUGGUCGCGUGCCAGAUUUACGGCGAGCACAAGCGCAAGAACGACCCAAAGGCGCGGCACGUUUUGGAGCUCAUGCAGGAGAAUCCGGCGCUCAGAAUCGCGUACGUGGACGAGCAGCCGCCCGCCCUGGGAUCGGGCGGCGGGACUCGGUACUACUCCGUCCUGGUGAAGUGGGACCAGUGGAAUCAGCGCGAGGUGGAGAUUUUCCGCGUGCAGUUACCCGGCCCGAUCAAGAUCGGCGAGGGCAAGCCGGAGAACCAGAACCACGCCAUCAUCUUCACGCGUGGGGAGGCGCUGCAGACAAUCGACAUGAACCAGGACAGCUAUCUGGAGGAGGCGCUGAAGAUCCGAAACUUUCUGGAGGAGUUUUCGGAGUCGAGAAGACGGAUUCUGGGGAUGAGGGAGCAUGUGUUCACGGGCAGUGUGUCGUCUCUGGCGGCGUUCAUGUCGGCUCAGGAGACAGCGUUUGUCACCAUUGGGCAGCGCGUACUGUACAACCCUUUGAAGGUGCGAAUGCACUACGGGCAUCCGGACGUGUUUGACCGCGUGUGGUCGCUGGCGCGGGGUGGCAUCAGCAAGGCGUCGCGAGUGAUCAACAUCAGUGAAGACAUCUUUGCAGGCUUCAACACCACUCUGAGGCGUGGGGCGAUCUCGCACCACGAGUACAUUCAGGUUGGAAAGGGCCGUGAUGUGGGUUUGAACCAGAUCUCUCUCUUUGAGGCCAAAGUAGCAAGCGGCAAUGGAGAGCAGCUGCUGUCGCGGGACGUGUACCGGCUGGGCCACGGGCUGGACAUAUUCCGCCUGCUCUCCUUCUACACCACCUCCAUCGGCUUCUUCUUCAGCACUGCACUCACCGCCAUGGCUGUGUACGCCUUCCUCUGGGGGAGGUGCUAUCUGGUGCUGUCGGGCGUGGAAGAGACGAUUUCGUCGUCGGACAACCAGGCGCUAUCUGCCGCCAUCAACCAGCAGUUCCUCGUACAGAUCGGGCUAUUCACGUCGCUGCCAAUGCUAAUGGAGCUGAUACUGGAAAAGGGCACGGGGGCAGCCAUAUGGGAGUUCCUGCUCAUGCACGUGCAGCUCUGCUUCGCCUUCUUCACCUUCUCCCUCGGCACGCGCGCUCACUACUUCCUGCGCACACUCAUGCAUGGCGGGGCCAAGUACCGGGCAACAGGGCGUGGGUUUGUGGUGAAGCACGAGCCAUUCGCAGAGAACUACCGGCUGUACUCGCGCAGCCACUUCAACAAGGCAGUAGAACUCCUCCUCUGCCUCAUCAUCUACAUGCUCUACUCCUCCCUCCGCGCCUCCACCGCCUACUGGCUGCUCUCCCUCUCCGCCUGGAUCCUCGUGCUCUCCUGGCUGCUCGCCCCCUUCGCCUUCAACCCCCUGGGGUUCGACUGGCUCAAGUGCUGUGAUGACUGGGAGGAGUGGACUGCGUGGUUGUGGGCCAAGGGCGGGAAGGGCGUGACGGAGAAGCAGGCGUGGGUGGCGUGGUGGGACGAGGAGAGGGCGCAUCUGAAGACGACGGGGUGGGGGGGGUGGAUCGUGGAGACUCUGCUGGCUCUGAGGUGGUUUUUCUUCCAGUAUGCACUCGUGUACCGGUUGGACAUGGCGAAUGCGAGCACGAGCAUCCUGGUCUACGUGUACUCAUGGCUCUUCAUCUUCGCAAUGGGCCUCUUCUGGAUCUCCCUCACUCUCUGCGACCUCUACCUCUCCAUACGCGCCCACCGCCUCCACCGCGCUGUCAAAACCACCAUCUGUCUCGUCUUCCUCGCAGCUUUCAUAACUGCUCUCUCCUUCACAAAACUCUCCUUUUCAGACGUUUUCCUACUUCCUCUGGUAUUCCUCCCCACAGGAUGGGGGUUCCUGCAGCUGACUCUGGUGGUGGCUGGGGCCGAAGCAGCCAUGGGGUUGGUGGGGGAGAUCCUGGGUCAUCCAGAUGAGUUCAUGCCGUUGCUGCGGAUUCGGCACAUGGCGAAGAUGGUGUCGAAGCUUCCCGACGACGAGGAUUUCGCCUUCUGCUACGGCAUGCUCAACCGCGUCAGCAGAAGCUUCGCCUUCGUCAUUCAGCAGCUGCACCCGCUGCUGCGCGACCCGGUGUGCAUCUUCUACCUCGUCCUACGCGCUCUCGACACAGUCGAGGACGACAUGGCAGUGCCAAUAGACGAGAAGGUCCCCAUCCUCAUCGACUUCCACCAACACAUCUGCGACCCCGACUGGAAAUUCGUCUGCAGCACACCAAACGCCUUUCUUCACCCGGCCUUCCACUUCACCCCCAUCCCCCCCAUCUCCCCGCCAGGCGGCAGCAAGGACUACAAGGACCUCAUGCAGCGCCUGCACCACGUGCGCCACGCUCUUGAGAAGCUGGAGCCCCGGUACAAGGCAGUGAUUCUGGACAUAACGAGGCGCAUGGGAGCAGGGAUGGCGUCCUUCAUCACCACCGAGGUGGAGACAGUGGCACAGUACGACGAGUACUGCCACUACGUGGCGGGGCUGGUGGGCAUCGGGCUGUCGGACCUCUUCCAUGCCGCCAACUUGGAAGAAGCGUUUGAGGAGUCCCUCUCCAACUCCAUGGGCCUCUUCCUGCAGAAGACCAACAUCAUACGCGACUAUCUAGAGGACAUAACAGAGGAGCCCGCUCCUCGCAUGUUCUGGCCCAAAGCCAUCUGGGGCAAGUACGCUGCACGCCUGGAGAAUUUCAAGGGUGCUGGCAUCAGCAACGGAGCGGCUGCAGUGAAUCGCUUUGCGAUUCACUGUGAAUCACAGCUACUCGACCACUGUUGUGCUGCGCUGUCCCUCUCCCGCCCCUCCCCUCCCUCACAGGACUUCAAGGAUGUGGAGAGCAACGGAGCAGCGGCAGUGAAGUGUGUGAACGAGCUGGUGACCAACGCGCUGGGCCAUGUGAGCGACUGUCUCACCUACAUGCACCGCCUCCGAGACCCGCAAGUCUUCCGAUUCUGUGCCAUUCCCCAGUUGAACUCACAUGAAAGUGAGAUGCGCCAGAAGUUCCCAGAUUCAGAGCUGUCUUGCUGCUUCCAUGCGUCCGUUGGCCUUCCGGCCCCCGCACAGAUCAUGGCCAUGGGCACGCUCGCACUGUGCCGCAACAACAUCAGCGCCCUCGCAAUCAUGGCCAUGGGCACGCUCGCACUGUGCUACAACAACAUUGGCGUCUUCCAAGGCGUGGUCAAGAUGAGAAAAGGUCUAGCGGCGAAGGUGAUGGAGCAGACGUGGAGCAUGGCGGACGUGCGCUCCUCAUUCACAGACUUUGGCUUCGAGAUCCUGAAAAAGGACAAAACCGGAGGUCCUUUCGGAACCAUCCGCAAGCCGGAGGAGCUGGCGCACGGAGCGAACGCUGGUCUCAAGUGGGCUGUUGACGUCCUUGAGCCCAUCAAGGCCAAGUACAACAUCCUCUCUUACGGAGAUCUCUACCAGCUUGCUGGAGUCGUCGCUGUGGAGAUCACUGGAGGCCCAGAGAUCGACUUCCAUCCCGGACGCAAGGAUGAGGAGAAGGCCCCGCCUGAAGGCCGCCUACCUGACGCCACGGGCGGCUCCAACCACCUGAGGGACAUCUUCUACAAGAUGGGCCUCAACGACAAGGAGAUCGUCGCUCUUUCUGGCGCUCACACCCUGGGUCUGCUGGUUCUUCCCAGCGACAAGGCCCUUGUGGAGGACGCUGAGUUCAAGAAGUAUGUUGAGCUCUAUGCCAAGGAUGAGGAUGCCUUCUUCGCUGACUAUGCUGCGGCCCACCAAAGGCUAUCUGAGCUCGGGUUCGCGGAUGCUUGA
Messenger RNA from Closterium sp. NIES-65, 7176 nucleotides. The record is from the annotation of a GenBank genome assembly. NCBI's taxonomy places the organism in Eukaryota, Viridiplantae, Streptophyta, Zygnematophyceae, Desmidiales, Closteriaceae.